Molecule: messenger RNA, 6387 nt
Organism: Lineus longissimus
Lineage: Eukaryota; Metazoa; Nemertea; Pilidiophora; Heteronemertea; Lineidae
Product: CD109 antigen-like
Exons: 35
Coding region: 143-4672 (1509 amino acids)
Cellular component (GO): extracellular region
Molecular function (GO): endopeptidase inhibitor activity
Source: RefSeq, a predicted model, not a curated record
AUUACUUCCUGUAAACAAUCUAAGUGAGUUGCGCCACACUGCUGAAUAACUUCCCGGUGUGUGGAUAUAAUCGUGAUCUUAUUCUGGGUUACUGCAAAAGAUAGCCAUCUGAGGAUACCUGCGGUCAGAGCAAAGACCCAAAAUGUCCAGUGCGUGGAUGUCCAUCCUGCUAGUAGGGAUUCUGUGUGUGUCAGCAAGUUACGCAGCCGGUACUUGGGCUGUGAUCUGUCCAAAGUUCAUCCGUCCUGGCCAAAACUUCAUAUGUACUGUAUCAAUGACAGGGGGGACCAUUACGACCAUGGACGCCUCUCUCGUCAAUGAGAAGGGGCAGGACUUUCCCAACACGAAGAAGACACUCACUAACAUUGGCAAUGGGGUGGCAAAGAAGUUGGAGCUCACUAACGUGCCCACCGAUCUGAGGGUGAAUGAUGUCAAGUUAAAGGUGGAUAUGAUGAUUGAUGGCACCAAUGUGAAGAAUGAGACUGCCCUCGAGAUUGACAGGAAAUCCAUGUCGAUCUUUAUUCAGACUGACAAGGCCAAAUAUAAGCCCCAGGAUACAUUGAAAUUCCGAAUCUUUGCUACCGAUGAAAACUUGAUGCCUGUUCUGAAACCAUUGGAUAUCGUUCUGAAGGACCCAAAGAAUGAUGUGUUCCAGUGGUUGAAUGUCACUGGAAAAGCUGAGAAAAAUGGUGUACUGUCUUUGGAGUAUAUCAUACCAGGGCUAGCUGAGCUAGGCGGUUGGUCAAUCAAUAUCAAGAGUGGCGAUAACAGUAACAGCAAGAAGUUUACUGUAGAGAAAUAUGUCCUUCCUCGAUUUGAAGUCAACAUCAACACAGUGUCUUUGACUUCCGGUCAAACAGCCCGAUCGUUCCUUAUCGAGGGAAGCAAAGAUAAUCCGAUUGAGAUCAGUGCCAAGUACACAUUUGGUGAGAAUGUAAACGGUGUUGCACAUGUAACCAUCAAGCAUGUGUCUACUUACAACUGGGGCCCAAACAAUAAAAUCAAGGAGGACAAGUUUAAAGAGACAUUGUCUGAUGGAAAAGUGGUUCUAAAAGUCGAUGUGGGUACUGGUAUCGUCCACCUGUCUAUCUUCGCAGAGGUGGUAGAGUCCGAUACUGAUGAGAAAUUGAACAACUCAAGGGAGAUAAAAGUCUAUCGGUGGCCCUGUAAGUUAAUGAAGAUGGCAUUGACACCAACUAUUUACGUGCAAGGACUUACCUACAAUGGCUAUUUACAAGUGCAGUCAUCCGAUGGUACAACUUACCCUGACGAUGUCGACAUUACAAUCAACUACAACUCCUGCUCCACGACAUUUUAUGGAUAUAGAAAUUGCCAAUCAUCUAAUAAUACCAAGUAUCAGUUGCCACAGCCGACCAUGGUGAAGGGAGGGGGAGAUGGAAUUGUCCCGUUCAGUUUUGAUACAAAACCUGGAUUUGAUGCAUACAAAGUGACGGCGACAGCUACUUGUACUAAAGAAGAGGUGUCCUACGAACUCAGCAAGUUCGAGACGCAAAACGCAAAACUUGGAUUUUCUCUGAAGCUUGUUUCUGAUUACGAUGAAAUUAAGGUUGGCGUCAGUGCCAGCUUCAAGCUGUGCUCGAAAUCCAAUUUUGAUAAUUUCAACCUGCUGGUCUUGUCCAAGGGUACCAUCGUCUACCAGAAGGACUACCAGAUAGCUUUGAGCACCUGCUACUUGUUUGACGUGUUGAUCACACGGGCCAUGGCUCCAUCCGCAAAGUUUUUCGUAACAUAUGUUGGAGGGAGCGAAAUGAUUGGCGAUUAUCUGGAGUUGACCAUUGAUGGUUCCAUGGAGAAUUCAGUUAGUGUCAAGUUCAACAAGCCCAAGGCUAAGCUCGGUGAGGAAGUCUCCGUAAAUGUGAAUGCUGCCCCGAAGUCGCAUGUUGGCCUCCUCUGCGUUGAUAAGAGCGUUCUCCUCCUGGCAACUGGUAAUGACAUCACUCAGGACGAUGCAAUUGAAGAACAAAGGUCAUAUGGAAAAAAGAUAGGCAAUAGUGUCAAUGAUGAAAUCAUUCCAUUCUUCUUGUGGCGCUGUGGGCCCAUUUCAUCCAGGUCUGGGAACAUGCACAAGAUGAUUAAGGAUUUGAAUCUUGUAGUCAUUACUGCGGCCCACAUUGAAGGAUUCCGCCAUCCAUUCAACGGGGGAGGAUUUUGGCCACUUGCAAUGAUGCCGCGUAGGCCUGUCUUGAGGAAAAUGUCUAUUCCCAGUGGAAAGCCUCAAGCCAGUUCUCCAGCAACAAAGAUAAAACCACGCGUUGAAUUCCCCGAAACGUGGAUUUGGGCUGAUACCUUGGCUAGCUCCAAUGGUAAUGCUGUAUUCCCGGCUAAAGUGCCCGACACCAUCACCACAUGGGUAUGCUCUGCCUUCGCCCUCCACAAGACCAAGGGGCUUGGCAUUGCCCCCAAACCAGCUGAGCUCAUUGCCAAGAAAGACUUCUUUGUGCAACUUUUGAUGCCAUACUCGAUCAAGAAUGAGGAGUCGUUCAUACUCAAGGUUCUGGUACAUCGGUACACUCCUGAUGCACUGGAUAACGUACAAGUGACUUUAUUGGCAUCCACCAAGUUUGAAACCAGCAAUGUAUUUGCCGCAAAUGCAGUGUUCAAGACGAAUCAGCCACAGACCAAAUACAUUGAGAAGAUGAAGGAUUCGACCGAGAUGGUUGCGUUCCAUAUUCGCGUCCCUCGAGUAGGUACGGUAAAGAUUCAAGUGGAGGCCAAAGACAAAGCAGUAACGGUAUCUGACGCAAUUGAGAGGGACCUGAGGGUUGAACCGACGGGAGUUCAGCGUACUGUACCGAUCACGUUCUUGCUCAGCCUCAAUAGCAGUCAUUCUGUAUUGACGAAGGAAGUCCCGAUUAGAUUACCCAGCAGUGGUGUUGUCUCUGGUUCUGAGAAGAUUGAGGUUGCAGCGAUAGGUGACAUCAUGGGACCGUCUCUGAAGAACAUGGAGGGAAUGAUAAAGAUGCCGUAUGGCUGUGGCGAACAGAACAUGAUCAAUUUCGCACCGGCGAUGUUCAUCUACAGAUACCUUAAUGCGACUGAUAGCCUGACCCCAGAGACAAAUGACAAAGCAAUGAAGGUCAUGGAAAGGGGGUACACGAGGGAGUUAACCUUCUUCCAUACCUGCUGUGAUAUAGGAAGCGUGAGUGCUUUCGGCGAUCACUGUUUUGGUUCCUUUCCUUCCUGCAGUGGCCAGGAGGGCAGCACUUGGCUAACAGCUUUUGUGAUGAAGAGUUUCGGCCAGGCAGCGAAGUACAUUACAAUCAGUGAGACUGGUAUCUACAAGGGUGUUGAUUGGUUACUGAGCUUACAGGAGCCAAAUGGAAGUUUUCGCCUACGUGGCCGUGUCAUUCAUAACGACUUUCAGGGUGGGUCGGCAAAAGGCAUUGCCCUGGAUGCCUAUGUGCUCAUCUCGAUGAUGGAGUACCCUGAAGGCUUCAAGGACAGGCAACAGAUUGUGAAGACCAAACUGGCAACAACUGCUACCCAUUUGGAAAAGUACGCAAGGGACUUGAUGAAUAAACUUGUCAACAAGAAACCCACGGACAAGGAACUGUAUGACUUGACUAUCAUCGCAUAUGCCAUAGCUCUGAUGGACAACCCGUAUGCUGAUACUCUCUUGACUAAAUUGGAUGCACUGGCUUCAGUUUCGGAUGGUGAGAAAUACUGGAAAAUGAGUUCCCCGGCCAAGUGUGAUUCUCCAUAUCGAUGUUAUGAUGUGAAGCCUAAUCCAUCUGAGGUCGAGAUUGCCUCAUAUGCCCUCCUAGCCUAUCUGAAGCGUAACAAAUGUUCCCAGAAUGCUGGUUGCUCCUACAUUUCCAAGUGGAUGGCAAAAAAACGUGGAGCCAAAGGGGGAUUCUGCUCGACUAAGGACACAGUACUUGGUAUUCAGGCCAUCUCGGCAUUUGCUCAGCAACAAAGUCUGGCUCCUCCCAACUUCUCGGCUGAUUUCACCUACGCUAGCCAGUCGGCUAUAUUCGGAGUGGGGAAGUUAAACGACAAGAUCUUUCAGGAGAAAGAGUUUAACUACCAACCAAAACAGUCUGUGAAUAUCCGCGUGAACGGUUCCGGUAGUGGCCUCGCCCUGGUCAACUACAUAUACAAUGAGGUGACCAUCACCAAGUACACGGACAAGCUUGACAUUGAUAAGGACGUCUCGUGUUCCAAGCUGGGCACUGGCGAACAAGUGUGCACCAUCAAACUUUGCAUCAGCCAACAAAGUGAUGUGAUCAAAGGCAUGUCGCUCGUAGAAUCAAGCUGUCUGUCGGGAUUUGAGCCGUACGGAGAAGUCAAAUGCGACGGAUGCUCUAGCAUGAAGCUCAACAAAUAUGAAGUCGAUGAAGCCAAGUUUGUUGCCUAUCUGAAUUUUGUGUCCAGCAACAAGCAGUGUCUCAUAAUGACAUGCAUACAGAAACAGGUUGUCACAUAUUUCCAACCAGCUGUCAUCACGUUUGCUGAUUACUAUUCCACUGAUGUGCGCACAGAAGUGAUGUACAGCGCUCCGCAGUCAUUGAUGGAUCAAAACGCGUGCAAGGAAUGUGGCGUUGCUUGUGGGUGCGUUAAAGGACCGCUGGAAGGCAAUUCGGCUGCUUGGACGACUCCAAUGAUUUUCCUCACUACUUGCAUGCUCGUGCUCGCCAGGAUGAUGAUCUGAGCAGGCUGCAGCACCGAUAGGGUGUGAUGGAAUGGACUAAUAAACUUUGCAUAAUCACAAACAUGAUGGCCGAUCCUUUACAUUGUAUUUGAGUUGUCGAAAUUCUGGAUUAAAAUCUGAAUGCUUUUCAAGAUUUUAUAUAAACUACUCCAUUUUGUAUCACUUAACCAACCGCCCAAGAGGGAAUCACUGCUCCUAAAUAAAAUUUGAGAUUUGUUUGACCUGUGAUAGAGUGAGAUCUGGAACUUUGUGAAUCGGUUUUUACGUAUUCCGUCACAAAUACAGAAGACUUCUGUCCUUAAGCGUAAAUUUUCCGAGUUAAAUAUUUAUUAUUCAGGUGUGAAUAUUUUUUUCAAACUUCGCUUUUCCUAGCCUGUAUUUGUAUUGAUUGUCUCACCAUCACUUGGGUUAAGCUAAAAUGUUGUCCAAAACCUUGGCUCCGCCUCAGUUUUGGUCAACAUUUUAGCUCCACCCAAGUGAUGGUUUUGGUGAGAAAAUCAAUUAGUUAGGCAACCAAUACCUCCAGUUCGGUAUCAAUUCCUUAAUUAUGAAAUGUAUUGUACAUACUGCACCCAUAGCCUGUGCUUUUAAAAUGACCUUGUAAUGGUUGUUAGCCUAAUUCUUAGUAUCAUGUAGCUGUUUUUUAUCAUGUAGCUGUCUGUUUUCAUGUAGCUGUCUGUUAUUAUGAAGGUGACUGUUGCCAAGCAUGCCAAGUAUAGAUUUACUAAUUUGUUAGAAUCAUGGAACUGUCUGUUACCAUCACAAAGAACUGGCACUGGGACUUCUGACAAAUUUAGGCAGAGGCCUUUAAAAACACCUCUGAGGUUUCCUUAAAUCUAAAUUGCCCUCGCUACUAACCAUUUGGCAUUUGCAAUGGUUGGUAUUAAGGCAAGACCAGUGCAAACAAAAUGAUACCUUUCUCAACUUCAUAUUUGCUAUAAAAAGUGAGCUACUCUGAUUUUUGUAAAAGGGAAAAAUUAUGUAAAUCUAUGUAAGUCUAUUUUACUGGUACUUGAAUGUGAUUUUGUGUUAGAUUCAAGAUGGGUAGUGCCCCAUUCUUUGAUAAUGCCCUUUCAUUGUAGGAUUAGCACUUAUUUAAUGGGUUGACAAAAGACAGUUAAAACCACUUCACAUAGGCAACUGUAUAAAUCAUUUCUGCACAUCAUUUCACUACCAUCAUAAAAUCAAUGAUGGGAGAUUUGAAAUAAAAAGUGAUUUCUACAUGAAAGUCAUCAUAAAAUCAACCGUAUGGCCCAUCCAUGAUUCUAUAAUGGAAUAGCUUGAUGUGAUGCCCAUUUGAAGUGAGCUUUGUGUCAAGACACGUCAGGCUUUUAGAAGGACGAAAAUGAUGGAAGUGUGUGCAAGUUUUCUUGAAAUUUUAUAAACAUUUGUUUACAAAGUUAUGAUUUAUUUUAAAACAAAGUUGUGAUGGACAUUGAAACAAACACUUCGAAUCAGAUAUGUAUAAUGCAGUGCACCAUGUCUAAUUUGUCAAAAUACUUGUUGCUUUAUAUUUUUUUAACUAUCAGGUAAGUCAAGUGCCUGACUGGGCAUCAAUUGUAACCUAAUGUUCUCUAAUUCAGUUAAGCCCAGUAAACUUAAUGUCAGGUUAAUUGAAGCAUCAGGUUCGUGACAGCUAUUUUAAACUAUUGGGCCCUGAUUAUAUUUCUACAUUUUCUGUAAUAUUUUGAUGCAAUAAACACCAUUUUCACUAA